Molecule: messenger RNA, 788 nt
Organism: Marasmius oreades (fairy-ring Marasmius)
Lineage: Eukaryota; Fungi; Basidiomycota; Agaricomycetes; Agaricales; Marasmiaceae
Gene: SEC11
Product: Signal peptidase complex catalytic subunit
Exons: 6
Coding region: 132-701 (189 amino acids)
Cellular component (GO): membrane; signal peptidase complex
Molecular function (GO): serine-type endopeptidase activity
Source: RefSeq, a predicted model, not a curated record
ACGCGAUUGCCACGACUGCAUUGACGUUCCCCAAAUUUUAUUCUUUCCACCACCAACGUUCUCGACAUCCUCGUUCUUUCCCCAUCAUUUUCUACCUUGACUGUUAGCGGGAAGACCCCUAUUGCUGCGAUAUGUUCUCAGAAGAACUCAAAGCGUUUCAGCGGUUAGGCUUUCGCCAUGUACUACUACAAGUUUUGAACUUCGCAUCCGUCAUAGCGUCUGGAUUAAUGAUUUGGAAAGGACUGGGGCUUAUCACGAACACAGAAUCUCCAAUCGUGGUGGUCCUGAGUGGAUCCAUGGAACCCGCGUUCUACCGGGGCGACCUUCUCUUCUUGACUAACCCUCUGACUGAACGAUAUCACACCGGAGAUAUCACUGUCUACAAAAUCCCUGGUGCAGAAAUUCCUAUUGUCCAUCGUGUGCUCGAAACGCAUGACAUUUCCACCACGAUGAAGAUACCUGGUCUCACACAGAAACAGCCCGGAGAUCAAUUAUUGCUUACCAAGGGAGACAACAACCAGGUGGACGACAUCGAGCUAUAUCAAGGGUUGGAUUGGUUAGAGCGGCGCCAUAUAGUGGGCAAAGUUCGGGGUUUCUUACCGUAUAUUGGUUAUGUUACUAUCGCAAUGAACGACUUCCCACAGUUGAAGUACGCGCUUUUGGGCGGCCUAGGUCUUUUGGCACUCAUUCAACGAGAGUGAAGCGUCGAGAACAUUACAUGCUGUUUUCAGUAGCUUGUAUAACAAUUACAAAAUCUUAAUCGACACACAUUCUCGCACAUUUCAAAA